AUGGGCGAGAAGACAGCUAGCGCGGAUGUUGACAUUGAAAUGUCUCCUGAAACAAUCGCGCCUAUUCACGGCCAUGUCUUUCAGAAAGACGUUAAGUAUGCUGAGCUUUCCGAAGAAGCACAGCAGCGAUAUGGCAAGACGGUCCGCGGCCUCACAAAUCGACACAUGCAACUUAUCACCAUCGGCUCUUCCAUCGGAACAGGCAUGUUCGUGGGAAUUGGAUCGGCACUCGCAAGAUCAGGACCUCUAAGCGUAUUUCUGGGCUUCACAUUCUUCAGCGUCUUCAUCUUAUGGCCGCUCUUCAUGGCCGCGGCCGAGAUGUGCUCUUGGUUGCCAGUCCGAGGAUCGAUUUUCCAGUUCGCUGAACGAUACGUCGACCCUGCUUUGGGAUUCGCGGGUGGAUAUGUCUAUUGGUAUGGCGCGUUGAUGCUGGUCAUUUCUGAUUUUACAGGUUGUGUUUCGGUAAUUUCAUAUUGGGACGAUAAAACCAACCCGGGCUGGUAUAUCUUGCUUACUCUUGGAUUGUCCCUCCUUCUCAACCUCGUCGCUGUCAAAUAUUAUGGCGAAGUCGAAUUCGUCACGGCCUCCUUCAAGAUCAUUCUCAUGCUAAGCCUUAUCGCUGCCACUUUCGUCACCAUGCUUGGUGGUAACCCACAGCAUGACAGAUAUGGGUUCCGUUACUGGCAUCACCCGAUGAAGGAAUACCUCGAAAAAGGAGCACUGGGCCGUUUCCUCGGAUUCUGGCGGAUUUUCAUUUAUGCCGCAUUUGCUUGUGGUGGACCAGAUGUAGUCAUGAUGACAAGCGCGGAAGUCCAGAAUCCCAGAGUUGUAAUUCCUAGGGCCACGAGGAAGAUCUAUUUCCGUCUCGGACUCUUCUACAUCGUGGGCACACUAGCGCUGGGCAUCAUCUGCCCAGAUGACGACGCAACGCUUUUGAAGUCCCUGGAUAGUGGAGCUUCUGGAUCCGCCGCAUCACCCUGGGUCAUUGGACUCCGUGUCCAUGGUGUCAACGGGCUUGCAAAUCUCGUCAACGCCAUCGUUCUCACAUCUGCCUGGAGUUGUGGAAACGCCUACGUCUACUCAUCUUCCAGAACGCUGUACGGACUCGCUGUCAAUGGCAAAGCUCCCGCCAUCUUCAAGAAGUGUCUCAGCAAUGGCGUGCCAAUUUACUCUCUGGCUGCCGUUGCAGCUGUAUCGUGCCUCAGCUUCCUCAACGUCAGGACCUCCACCAACGUGGUCCUGGGAUGGUUCAUCAAUCUGUCCAGCGUAUCUUUCAUGAUCACAUACAUGAUCAUCCUCAUAACCUACAUCAGAUUCCGGGCUGCAGUCGUCAAACAGAUCGGAACCGAAUCACUGUACUUCCGCACCCCCUUCGGAUUGCAACCCUACGCCUCCUACUUCUCACUCGCCUUCGCAUUCAUCAUUGUAAUCUUCAACGGGUUCUACAUUUUCUGGCCAGGGGCUUUCGACGCUUCGGGCUUCAUCUCGAGCUACUUCGGGGUCUUUUUCUUCAUCUUUAUGUUUGUGGGUUUCAAGCUGUUUAAGAAGACGAAGUUUGUGAAAGCCGAGGAGGCGGAUAUCUUUAGUGGAAAGCAAUCUAUUGAUGACGAGGAAGAGCAGUUUGUGCAAUCUAGAGUUGGAAUCCAUGUACCUUUGUACGAGAGAGCAUUUGAUAAGCUUUUUUGA
Molecule: messenger RNA, 1686 nt
Organism: Lachnellula hyalina
Lineage: Eukaryota; Fungi; Ascomycota; Leotiomycetes; Helotiales; Lachnaceae
Product: putative proline-specific permease
Exons: 2
Coding region: 1-1686 (561 amino acids)
Biological process (GO): amino acid transmembrane transport
Cellular component (GO): membrane
Molecular function (GO): amino acid transmembrane transporter activity
Source: RefSeq, a predicted model, not a curated record